Molecule: messenger RNA, 455 nt
Organism: Myotis davidii
Lineage: Eukaryota; Metazoa; Chordata; Mammalia; Chiroptera; Vespertilionidae
Gene: EOLA1
Product: chromosome unknown open reading frame, human CXorf40A
Source: RefSeq, a predicted model, not a curated record
UGAUGCUUAUUGACAUUCACACUUUUGGGUUUCCACAGGGCACGUGAGGCCCACGGAUCUCUGGGGAGAUGGAGUUCUCCUGCCUCUCCUUCUGGCAGCCUUAUGCAGGCUUGGUCUUAAAUGGGGUCAUGACUCUGGAGACUCGUUGGCAACUAGUGAGCAGCCACAGGAACUGCACCAUCGCCAUUCACAUUGUUCACAGGGACUGGGAAGAUGCUCUCUGGCUGGAGCUGCUGCUGGAGAGGCUGGGAUGGAACCCCAUGCAGAUUCAGGCUCUGCUCAGUGAAGAGAACUAUGGGCAAGGAGUGAUUGCUGGGCUCCUUGACUUGGGGGAAUCUUUGCGCCCAGUAAACGUGGCUCCUGAGGAGGUUGUGGAACUGGAAACGCAGGCUGUACUGACCACCCUGAAGCAGAAGUACCCAAGGGCACUUUCAAACCCCAGGUGGUUACUAGAG